AUGGACAAAGCAGAUGCUGAAAAAAAUAGCGUAUCUUUGAGUGGUGGAAGUGGAACGACGGAAGCAGACGCUUUUGCUGCGAAUUUGAACUUCCCUGCGACCUAUGAAGUGGCAAAUCUGUCACCGUUGCGAGACAAUCACUCGGCGUAUCCGUCGGUCGCAAAAACGUGUCUUCAAUUGAAUCAAUAUGCUAUGAAUGGAUCAUCUUCGUCAAUGGAAGACACCAAUUCCGUUCAGUCAUCUUCGCUGUUUCAUGAUGCUUCCUUUGUAAACACUAUGGGUGCUGAGGAUGGGGCAUUUGCUGCAUUGAUUGAGUGCAUUCAGACACACGAUGAUCGCAGAGCAAAGAUUGUUGCGUGUAAAACUCUGGCACUUAUAGCAAGAGCAGCCUAUGCAAGAAUUCGGCACUCGCCUCGUUUAUUUGCACUAAGAGAGUCUACAAACACGCGGCUUGAAGACGAAGUCGGAACUGAUGUGCCGAUGGCACUUGCUUCUGUUGCGUUGGAAGAUCCCGACGACGGUGUAGCUGCCGCUGCAUUAAAUGCUCUUGGAAUUAUGACGCUAUCAUCCUCUUCCAUUCCAGGUAGUAUGGUGGAGGACGAACUUCUUCGGGAAGUCAUGUCAAUAGUCCACGGUCGUCCGUCGCCACAUUCACCUUCGCUCGGAGUUUUGCAAGAUCAAGAAUCCAAUUUACCCCAACUAGAAUUACAAGCCAGAAUAUAUGAUAAUGUCAUGGCUCCCCGGUUAAUGCAACUUGUUGGUAGGGUCACUACAUUCGAUACUUCGAACCACGUUCGGAUCGUUUUGCCAGUUCUCACAGCCAGUCUAGUACAUUUAUCCAAGACGUCACCGCCUGUACUGUAUGGAAUGGAUCGAACAACCUAUGCAAAGAGAUGGAUCGAGUAUGAUUUUGUCAAUCUCGUGAAUGAAAUGGUCGAUGUUCUGCUACUGCCAACAAUGAUGAACUCUUACGAGGCUCAGCUUGCCCUUGCGGCCUCCAUGUCAGCAAUUCGGUUGAUUGGCGCUUGCCCACACGCUCCCUGGGUCCCUGAAACCUCCCACUGGAGUAUUGUGGUCUUGAAGGAACAAGCUGGUUCAGCCGAUAACGAGGAGGCAAAGUUGACUGCGCUGGCAAGCUUAUUGGUUUGUAGCCGAGCUGUACCAUUGCCCGAACGACUUUCCACAUUGGAGUUCGUCUUCUCCUUACUUCUUAGUUUGCGAUCCACCUCAAUUGCACCAUAUGGAGUUAAUUCACCUGGGCUCAUGCUUGAAUUUGGGGGGAUUCGCCACUACCGACGGCCAACUAGAGUAGCAUUCCUGACAGAAGUGGCCCUCUCUUUCUUCGUCGAUGGCGCAGUCGAUUCGUCAAAUUCUCGAUCUCUCGCAUUGGAAUCCUUCCUAAGAUCGAAUCUUGUCUCAAUCCCGAUCAAUGAAUUGGCCAGAGACGGUGAUAUUAUUCAGCCUGGUGAGGAGAUUGUGGCAGCAUUUUGUUCCGUGGCAAUAGAGACCGGACGCAAAUUUAGGAGCCUUGAUGGAGGUACUUCAGUGAGUGGUGAAAAGUUCCAUGAAUGGGUGUGCAUGUCACUCGCUCUCUUGAAAGCUUUUUUGCCAUGUGUUACUUGGCAAGAUUCGUCACCGGUUUUCAUGGAGGAGGAACUAAAUGUCCUAGUCGCUGCGCAAACAAAUUAUGUUGGAUUGUUCAUGGACUUGCUGCACUCAAGUGGUUUGUUGAAGUCGAAAAGUGUAUCAUUGAAGAUGUCACCGUCUGCCUCGCCUCCAAACAUGUUAUGGGACCAGUUGGAGGAAGCAGCUACAUUUCUUAGCAAGCACGAACCCAUCGCCCCCCUUUCAUCGACUGAAUUGGAGUUGCUAUAUGCCAUUAUAACGGAGAUCACGGGGAAAGAACUUCGGGGACGUGGGGUAGUAUCGCACCAUAUGCGGCUUUUCUUGCUGUCAUUUUCUGUUGAUCAGUGGAUACAAACGCAGCACCUCUCGCUGAACGCUGGUCAAAAGGAUUUGAAGGACAAGAUGGCAAAAGAUCUGCUACAAGCCCUUUCUCCCCGUCGGAUAUUUGGAAAGCUUGUAGAGAGCAACAAGAGCCAAAUUGAUCAAUACUCGAAGAAGAAGAAAGAGUCUUACAAAAAGUACGCGCAAGAGACAAUAACUGUUUGCGUUGCGUUAAUCGAAAACUUGGCUCUUUUUGUAUGCAAUUACAAGGGAAAGUUCGGGAAGAGUCCCGAAACUACAAGCAUUUUGAAUCAUGCAAUUGCUUCUCUCCAAGGGAAGAGUGAUGCCGAAUCGGACGCUCCUGUUCUGCCAGUUUGCAAAGCAGCCAUCGAUAGAAUCCAGACUGCUGUUCAGAGUAGUCGGAGCUUGCAAGACGGUCCUUCUUUCUCGCUUUUGAUACCACCAGGGCCUUUGAAACGACGCCCAGUGGUCACUGCGAGCAGAUCACAGCAAAGUGACGACGCCUACAACGUUGGAUAUUUGAUGCAGCUGACGCGUCAGAUUGUUGCAACUCGUAUUGACAGUUGCUUGCUAUCGUUUCCUUCUGUCUAUCCAUUUCCAGCAGCAGCAAGGAAGCAGAACUGGCUUCGAUUGAAUCUCCCUCCACUACCUUCUUCGAGGAACCCCAAACUCCCAGUUACACGCGAUUCAGAGUACUCCUGGGGUUCUCAAGUUCGCUCUCUAUCUGGAGGAUCAGAUGCAGCCGCAGUGGCACUUUCGCAUUCAAUGAGGCGUAUUCUUCGUUAUGAUGGCGAAGAGGAGUUUCGUUUUAUUGUUUCGAUGCGUGUCCAUAACAUAACUGCCGUUGUGGUACCAGAUGGUGUUCGUCUGGAACUUGGAAUCCACCACGAGAAUGCAGCAACGAGUGCAGAUGCUAUGGAUGCAGUGUCGCAGGAUGUAUAUCAUGCUUUGGCCGAAAGCAAUGCUGAUCCUUUUGGUGAAUCCUCAUUGACAUCGGCCACAGCGUUGUACAAACCAGAACUAAAGAGUGGUGAGCACAUCACCUGGGAAGUGGCUUUAGACGUUCUACCAAUGACAGGUUCGAUAACUAUCAACCCUUCAAUUGUAUUUCGGUCAAUGGAACAAGAGCCCACUCAUGCCUCUUGGAUCGGUGGAGAGAACAAAGACGACAUCGGUGAUGGUGAGAACUCGAGCACCGGGAAGGGUGUCAAGGGAAGCCGCAGCAAAAAGCAAAAGGGUUCAUUGAAGGAGCAUUUAUGUAUACCGUGUGAGCCCAUCCUUUUAUCCCCCAUGAUUGGUCUGCAGCCUUGUCCUUUUGUCUUCUUCAGAGAUGGAAGUGGUGAUGUCGAUUCCUUUAGAUUUCUUUGGUCCCGAGUUCCUUAUCAAGUUCCCCCAAUGAAGGUUGGUGGUGUCAAUGAUACAGCGAGUACACCACACAAUGGAUCACGUCUCGCUGCAAUUUCAACUUUACGAUUUCGCGGGGAAGCAAUCCCUGGUGGUUUGGUGACAAAGCUGUGGGCUUUCAUGUCUUUAGGUGGCAAAAGGGCUCUUUUUGUGAUGGCUGAAUCUGAGGACGACAAAACGAUUCAUAUUCGAGGAGAUGACAAGAGUUUACUAUCUUGUCUAGUCGGGACGAAGAAGGCACGCUGCGCUGUGGCUGCCGCCCUUGAACCUGGCUCCCAACCACUUGAAGUAUAG
Molecule: messenger RNA, 3666 nt
Organism: Cylindrotheca closterium
Lineage: Eukaryota; Bacillariophyta; Bacillariophyceae; Bacillariales; Bacillariaceae
Source: the annotation of a GenBank genome assembly